Macaca mulatta (Rhesus monkey) is the source of this 2454-nucleotide messenger RNA. The record is from RefSeq and is a predicted model, not a curated record. Lineage: Eukaryota; Metazoa; Chordata; Mammalia; Primates; Cercopithecidae.
GAGGCAUUGCAUAUCUGGGGUUUCGGCCCCUGCGUUGUUCCGGAGGAUUGAGCCUCGGAAGUCGGGCCGAGAGGGUGAAGGGAUCACGGUUGCAGGCCACUCCGCGCCACGCGGCUGGUAUGAGGCCCACAAACGUGGUUGUAGUGUGGGCGGGCUUCAUUAUAUCUUGAGAUGGAGGUGUUAAAACGUGUUGCAGACAAGUUUAACCUUCUUAACGUAAUUUAAAUGAUUUAACCUUCAUAUGUGAGGUACCCAUUGAUAGCGCCGGUUUCCUGGAGGUUAGGCGCUGCCCGGAGAGACGCGCUGGUGGUCACAGAAUUAGCUCCGGGUAAAGCGCCGCUUUCUGCCCACGUGGCCUCUAAGAAUUGCAGAAUUCCAGCGGAUGCAUCGACACCCAAGUAGGAGUGUCUUCUAAACACUAAGAAAAAAGUGAUUCUUGAGCUAGCUUUAUUUUGAUAAUCCCUACUUUAAAAAAAAAUUAGCCACAGGUAUACCAUUAAUGCAUGGGGCCAAAUUUUUGUUGAAUUCCGUUUUUGAGCAUUCGAUAUAUAAUGACUUCGUAGAAUCCUGUACUUAAGCUAAUAAGACGUACUACCAGAAAAUUACCACAGGGGUCCAUUGGGCAUUUAACAAAUCUGAGCUCUUGGUAACCUUAUCGUUUUAUAUUUUAAAUGUUUUGCUAGUUCAUCCUAGGAUUUAUAUGCAAUGACUCAUGUUAGGUCCCAAGAAGCUACAGAAUGAGACAAGAGAUUGACUAAGAAAACUGUUAUAAAACAAAGCAACUGAUGGAUAAAUCAGGAAUAGAUUCUACCGACCAUGUGACAUCUGAUGCUAUGGAACUUGCAAAUCAAAGUGAUAACUCUUCUGAUAGCAGCUUAUUUAAAACUCAGUGUAUCCCUUACUCACCUAAACGGGGGAAAAGAAACCCCAUUCGAAAAUUUGUUCGUACACCUGAAAGUGUUCACGCAAGUGAUUCAUCAAGUGACUCAUCUUUUGAACCAAUACCAUUGACUAUAAAAGCUAUUUUUGAAAGAUUCAAGAACAGGAAAAAGAAGUACAAAAAAAAGAAAAAGAAGAGGUACCAGCCAACAGGAAGACCAAGGGGAAGACCAGAAGGAAGGAGAAAUCCUAUAUCCUCACUAAUAGAUAAAAAGAAACAAUUUAGAAGCAAAGGAUCUGGCUUCCCAUUUUUAGAAUCAGAGAAUGAAAAAAACCCGCCUUGGAGAAAAAUUUUAACGUUUGAGCAAGCUGUUGCAAGAGGAUUUUUUAACUACAUUGAAAAACUGAAGUAUGAACACCACCUGAAAGAAUCAUUGAAACAAAUGGAUGUUGGUGAAGAUUUAGAAAAUGAAGAUUUUGAUAGUCGUAGAUACAAAUUUUUGGAUGAUGAUGGAUCCAUUUCUCCUAUUGAGGAGUCAGCAGCAGAGGAUGAGGAUGCAAAACAUCUUGAAGAUAAUGAAUGUGAUAUCAAAUUGGCAGGGGAUAGUUUCAUAGUAAGUUCUGAAUUCCCUGUAAGACUGAGUGUAUACUUAGAAGAAGAGGAUAGUACUGAAGAAGCUGCUUUGUCUAAAAAGAGAGCUACAAAAGCUAAAAAUACUGGACAGAGAGCCCUGAAAAUGUGACAGGAUCAUGAAUGUCAAAGGCUUUUAUCUUGAGAACAUGAUGUCUGGAGUUAAAGGUAUUGGCAAAAACCACACAUCUGUACCAUUCUUGAGUGAUCGCUUAGGAAUGAAUGUGAUUUGAACUCAUUCAUGUUGAGAGGGUGUCAAAUUGAGAACCAGGCAGAUCCCCACCACCUACAAUCAAAAGGACCCUAAAGCAAAUUGGUUGAAGAAAUUAGAUCCCAAAGAUUCUUGGUGAAUUUUGAAGUCUUCAUCAGUAUACCCCUAUUAAAAGGAGAUGACAGAAGCCAAAGUAAUUAUGGGCUGACAGGACAGCUGGAUCAGUUUCAUUAAAAAGGGCAAACUUGAAGAUCUUUUGACUCCAGCUUUUUAGGGGAUCUAAAGUGACCUUGAUGGACAGUGGAAGAAAUCACAACAUGGAAUUCCUUGAAUAAAAAUUUAUUGACUUUAAAUAAUUUUGUCUAAUGCUACAUAUACACAAUUUAAAAAAACCUCUUUACACUGUUUCUAGAAAGUCAGCAUGUAUUUCUGGCUCGAAGUUUCUCUAGUGUUUUCUGUGGAAGGAAUAAAAAUUUAGUAGUUUCAGUUGUGUACUUCAGGCUUGAAAAAUUAAGUCCUUCCCCCUCAGUUACACUCACCUUAUGGAAUUCUUUUGCCCUUGCUCUGUUUUGGGCAUAAGCCUCUUGUUUUGCUUUUUCUUCCUUUUGUUGUUUCACUUCAGCUAGUUGAUUGUAUAACCUGUAAAGAACUUACAUAGAAUUAGAGACAAACAUUGCAAAAAGUAAAUCACUAAAAAGAAAUAAAAUAAAAAUAAAAUCAACCUUACCUUAGA